ACCAACAGUUGACUGACUUUUCUGGCCAAUCUUAGCUUUAGAGGCGGGGGAUAGAAAACGUGCAAGAUGAUAGCCUACAUAUGGGCUUCGGUUGCUCUGAGGAGAAGCCGGAGUCAGCAGAGGUAGUCCAGCAGUGGAAGAGAAACAUUUCGAGAAGAUGGUUUCAAUUAAAUCGCCGUAUCUGGUGCCGGUGUCCUGCGCCCAGGCUCUGCUCGCUGUGGGCUGUUUAACUGUCGCCUGCCUCGCUUUCCUGCUGGUUCGCCAGCUCGUCAAGCAGAGAAGACCCCCGGGCUUUCCUCCUGGUCCAUCUCCCAUCCCAGUGAUAGGGAACAUAAUGUCUCUGGCCACCGAGCCGCACGUCUUCCUCAAGAAGCAGAGUGAAGUUCAUGGACAGAUUUUCAGUCUGGACCUGGGAGGGAUAUUGACUGUGGUAUUAACUGGAUACGACUGUGUCAGGGAAUGCCUCUACCAUCAAAGUGAGGUGUUUGCUGAUCGCCCAUCGCUGCCUUUAUUCAUGAAAAUGACUAAAAUGGGUGGGCUUCUCAAUUGUAAAUACGGCAAAGCCUGGAUUGAACACCGUAAACUGGCUUGCAACUCUUUCCGUUACUUCGGCAGCGGCCAGAGACAGUUUGAAAGGAAGAUCUCAGAGGAGUGCAUGUUCUUUGUCGAUGCCAUUGACGAGCACAAAGGAAAGCCCUUCAACCCCAAACACCUGGUGACCAACGCUGUGUCCAACAUUACCAAUCUGAUCAUAUUUGGACAGCGUUUUACUUACGACGACCGCAACUUCCAGCACAUGAUUGAGAUAUUCAGUGAGAAUGUGGAGCUAGCAGUAAGCGGCUGGGCCCUCCUCUACAACGCCUUCCCUUGGAUUGAGUAUGUCCCCUUUGGAAAACACCAGAAGCUGUUCCGCAAUGCUGCUGAGGUGUAUGACUUCUUGCUGCAGGUUAUAAAGGAUUUCUCCGAGGGCAGGGUGCCACAUGCACCUCGCCACUAUGUUGAUGCUUAUUUGGAUGAGUUGGAGCAGAAUGCAGGAGAACCCAGCUCCUCUUUUUCCUAUGAGAACCUCAUCUACUCAGUGGGUGAGCUUAUUAUUGCUGGCACAGAGACCACUACUAACACCCUGCGCUGGGCCAUGCUGUACAUGGCUCUCUACCCCAACAUACAAGAGAGGGUGCACAGAGAGAUUGACAGCUUGCUGGCCAAUGGGAGAGCACCCACUUUGGAGGACAAACAGAAGAUGCCUUACGUAGAGGCUGUUCUGCACGAGAUCCUUCGCUUCUGCAACAUUGUCCCACUUGGUAUUUUCCGUGCCACCUCCCAGGAUGCAAAUGUCAACGGGUACGCAAUUCCCAAAGGCACCAUGGUGAUCACAAACCUCUACUCAGUGCACUUUGAUGAGAAGUACUGGAACGAUCCAGGUGUAUUCUCACCACAGAGGUUUCUGGACAGCAAUGGCAACUUUGUGAGGCGUGAGGCAUUCCUGCCAUUCUCCUUGGGGAGGCGUUGCUGCCUGGGUGAACAGCUGGCCAGGAUGGAGAUGUUCCUAUUUUUCACCACUUUGAUGCAGAGGUUUCAUCUUCAGUUCCCUCCUGGAACAAUUCCCACCGUCACUCCCAAACUGGGCAUGACCUUACAGCCCAAACCUUACUCCAUCUGUGCUGUCCGCAGGCAGCAGAAAAAUCCCGGCUCUUGAGACACUCCUUAUCACAAGUAGGCAAGCAGGAAUUUAUUACAGCUUGAUCAACUGUUUGAGCAAGAAUUUGAUUUAAUUUUGCACAGCAAUGCAACCACAUGAUACGGGUG
This is a messenger RNA of Etheostoma cragini (Arkansas darter), 1806 nucleotides long. RefSeq names its product vitamin D 25-hydroxylase (gene cyp2r1). Gene Ontology annotation, molecular function: iron ion binding; oxidoreductase activity, acting on paired donors, with incorporation or reduction of molecular oxygen, reduced flavin or flavoprotein as one donor, and incorporation of one atom of oxygen; heme binding. The record is from RefSeq and is a predicted model, not a curated record. Gene Ontology annotation, cellular component: intracellular membrane-bounded organelle; cytoplasm. The transcript is spliced from 5 exons. Lineage: Eukaryota; Metazoa; Chordata; Actinopteri; Perciformes; Percidae. The coding region runs from base 158 to 1696 and encodes 512 amino acids. Gene Ontology annotation, biological process: xenobiotic metabolic process.